AAAAUCUUAUUUUAAGUUUAUCACGUUUUGUAAAAUUAUAAAUUAUUUCUGAACGCAAUAUUCAAUACUUUGCAAAAGGACUGUAAACAUUGAGUAACUUCUGGCAGAUAGGCUGAUUUUCCGGACACCGUUCUUCUGUUAAAAAAAGUCAGACAAUCAGAAGCAGGAAGUAAAAAAUGAAUCUUGGAAAACAGUUUUCUGUGACACUCCUUCUAGGAGUAGUUAUUGGUUUUACAGCUUUCGUCUAUGGAAAAAAUUCAAAGAAAAAAUUUGAUUACUAUCUCGAUCCUUCUAAAAUAUGCGAUGAAACCGAAAAUGCUGAGUUUAUUUCAAUUAUGAAAAAAACAACAAACGAUAUAGUUAGCUUCGUUCCUGGCAGAUUUAUAGUACUGACCGAUUCAAAAACAAAUAUGAACGCGAAUUUGCGACAAAAAUUAGAAGAAGAAAAAGCAAUGUUCUUACAAUUUCACAGAACAUUUAAUAUUGAUAUUCAAGAAACAUUCGGCACUGCAGUAAUUUUGAGUAGAGUAAAUGAUGGGAUUGUGUUUCUUAUUCAUGCUGAUAGUAUUGAUAGUGCUGUGAACAUUUACGAGAAUAUUACAUAUAUUGUCCCUCUCUCUAUAUCUUCAAAUAGAAAAAUUGCUUUUGCAUUAACACUUUCGGAAAAUAAGGAUAUUAGAGGACCCAUGAUAAAGAAACUUGAAAAUGUAGCAAAUACAGUGCAAAGAAGGGAAAUUUUUUUUUCAGUACAAACCAUAAGGGAGAAUAGUAAUUCACUGAUAGCUAUUUUUACUAAAGACUCCUCUACAAGUGACGUUAAUGAUUUUCUUGCACCUUUCCUUAUUAAAGAAUAUACAAUGGACAGUCGUUUACAUGAUAGAAGUUUCAAUUUCAGUGAACAUAUGCAACAAGUGUUAAAUUGCGGUGUAGAAACAACUCAGAAAAAAGUAACUUCAGGUAUGAAAAACUUAACGAAUAGUAUAUUAAAUAACAUCGAACAUCGACAUUCUAAUCAACAAUCAUAUAACGAAAGUAUUCUAAAAGAUUUACUUAAUUGUAUUAGGAAAGUAGCUACAUUGCCAUUGAUGCAACUAAAUUCUGCAAAAGAUUAUUUUUUAAAUCUAGAUAUCUGUAACUAUAAUCAUUACACUGAAAAACUUAAAACGGAAAUAAAUUUUACUGGACUGGAAAGACAAACUAUUGAUUCAAUAUAUCAUUUUGUCGACAAUUCUAAAUUUAAUGAAGCAAUGGAAGAGUGGAAACAAGUUUUGAAACAUUUUCAUCUGAAAGAUAAUAUAAAAAACCAGUCUAGUGAUAACGUAAAACAGAUUUGCGAUGUUAAUGGAAAUGAAUGUACACUAAGAAUUACGGGUAUUGUCAUCAAAGUGAGCGAUUUAAAACUGAAUAACUGCAGUGUGAACCCGAAGGUAAUUGAAGUAUUUGCAACUAAAAGGGUAAUUAUAAACAAAGAUAUUAUACUGAUUGGAAAAGAAAUUCAAAUGGUUAUCAUAGCCCCAAUAUGGGAGGUGGAUACAAUCUACAGUGAUGUAGAAAUUUCAGGAUAUAGAGUAAUUAACUUGAGUGGUGAAAAUGGAAAAGAUGAUAAUAAAAGACAAGCAAAUAAUGGUACAAAAGAUGGAAACAAAAAUGGUGCACACGGUCGAGCUGGUCUACCAGGAGGACCUGCUGGAAGUUUCUAUGGAAUUGCAGACAAAAUUAUCAACGCUGAGAAGCUUAAUAUUUUAGUUGAUGGAGGUAGAGGAGGAAAUGGACAACAUGGUGGAAAUGGGGUUGAAGGAGCUAAUGGCCUUACAUAUAACGAAAAACCGGGACUACAAUGUCCACCAAAAUCAAUAGCAAUAGGAUGGAAUUCUUCUCAAGUGGAACGUCCUAUCCAUUCUUCUGCAAUAUUUAAUGCACCUGCAAUUAAUCAAAAUACUUACAAGUAUAAGAUACUUGGAAAGGGUGGAAGAAAAGGAGGAAGUGGAGGUAAUGGAGGUAUUGGAGGCAUUGGGGGACAAAAGGGUUUUGUCACAAUUGUGGAAUUAUCAAGUCAAAAUAGAAACCAAUAUCAAUUCUCUGAAUUGGAUGGUGAAGUAGGUUCAAAUGGUACAGGUGGAAAGUCUGCUUUAGGUGGUAAGAAUGGUAAAAAUGUUCUAGUUACUUUUUCAUGUUUAUUAGACGACUCUAAUAGAACCCCGCAAAUUGUAAAACGAACAAACCUAUCAGACUACACUGGAAUGGCUGAAAUAGGAUUAGACGGGGAAAACGGCACCAGUUUAAAAAGAAAUGUAGAAGUUGAACGUUUACAAACUGUGAACAUUUUUCCAAGAUCAGUGAAUGAGUAUAAAAUGUUCCUCAGGCCACAUUUAUCUGAAUCUAAAUCAACAGAAGAAUGGUCCUUUUAUAAUCACUUAAAUACUCACGAAAAUAUUACAAAAGUGUACGAUCCCUUCAGCUUAGUUAAUGAUUUUAUAGGACUAGAAAAGCACUUUUUUUCCUUAAAUAAGAAAAUCAACUUUACAUCUUCUUACGAACAAUUAAAAAAUCGAAUUGAUACAUAUAAGAACCAUCUUAGCAAAAAAAGUGCAGAAUACUUAAGAAUUAUUAACGAUUUAGCAGAAGACGUUAAUAAUCGUCUUGAAGCAGUGAAAUCUAUUCAUUUGCCUUAUGCUGUCAAUACAGAUUUUUUAAAAGAAGAUGAGGAUCUAUUAUCACUAGAGGUAACAGACCUAAAAGAUUUUAGAAGAACUAAGAACAUUUUGUAUCAACUAAAUGAAAAAAUAUUUUUACUGGAAGAAAAUAUGAAAAGUGGUGAACAGGUAAUUAAAAACGUGAUUUUGAACGCCAUCUCUGACAUAGAAGAGACACUAGAUGAGGAUUUAAAUUCCUUACUUACCGAAAUUAUAGAAACGGUGGAUGAAAUAUAUGCUAAUCAAACAGUAUUGGAUAGUAAACGACUAACGUUACAGCAUACUAUGAGACUGAAAGUGUUGUUUGGAAUUCUGACAGUUGGUUGCGGAGCCUUGGGAGUAAUAAAUCCAGCAUUAGGUUUUGUAGCCGGUGUAGCAGUAUCUGCCAUUACAGUAUUAGACGUAAAGACAGCUGAAGAAAGAGAUGAAUUUAUCACUGUUUUGCCAAAAGCUGUUGAGAAUUUUGCCAAACAGUCAGAUGAUUAUUUCAAAGAAUUGGAGAAAAAACAAGAGCAGGUACUUCAAGAGCAAGAAAAGUUUAUCAAUAGAGAAAUACAGCUUGCAACAAUUCAUGAAAAAAAUAUUAUAAAUAAUGUAUGGGGCCUAACAGAGGAUUAUAGAAAACUCAAAAACUUUGAUAAGUUAGUAAGUAAUUCAGGAUAUCAUAUGAAGAAAAUAUAUGCUAAAGAAGAAGAAAAAUUAAAAGAUUUAUUAAAAAAAUUGAAAAAGUCAGAGGACAAGCAAGAUUCAAAGAAAAUAGACGGUGUUAAAAUUGGUAUAAGGGUUGCCAAAUAUUUAAAAGCAACUUCUGAAGCUUUUAAAGCGGGAACGGAAACUGUUACAAGUAUUAUGAAAGAUGGGAAGAAAGUCGAUGAAAUUGAAGAGGCAAUGAAUAAAAACGAAAAGGCGAUUAAAAAACUUUUUUUAAUGGAGGAAAACAUUUACGAUAGUGUGAAACCUCUGUUAAGUACUAUGCAAAACAAUUUAGGUAAUAUUGAGCGUAAAGUAAAGAAUAUGAAUCAGUUUGAACAAGCAAUUGCAAAAUGGAACGUCACCAGAACUAUUGAGGAUAUAAAGUUGACUUUACAUAACGCAACUGAAAAUUUAAAAACAGGCGAGAAAAUAGAAAGAUCAUUCGGUAUACUUACCAAGGCAUUUGAUUUAUUGUUCGAGGUGCAUAGAUUAUUACUACAAAGUAAAGAGAAACAAAAAGAUACAAUUGAUCAGACUAUUCUUCACAUUGCCCAUGAUAGUAUUUUUGGGGUUAGUGAUUAUCAUUUAAGAUAUGCUUUAUCAGAAUUAGAGGUUGUGAAAAUGUCCAACUACGUAGCUGAAACAUAACAUAAAUGGUUUGCAGCUUUUAAACAACAUGCUUUUCCGUAUUAUGGAGAAAAAUUGGAUAAAUUGCAAGACUUAGAUGAAUAUAGUGAACGUGGAAUUACCAAAUUUUCAAAUUAUGCCGUGAAUAAUAUCAAUUAUCUAAUGAAAAAUUCUCAUUCAAAUAUAUUUACCGACCAAAAACGUAAAAUACUUGUGAAUGGUUUAAAUUCUUCAGAUGAGCGAUCGAGAUUUUCUUUCUACACUUGGAGAAAUGAUGAAAGACAUUCUGAAAUAUACUACAUUCUAGCUGGCAAGGAAGUGAUAUUAAUUGCAGACAUUCGAUAUGGUAAUUUUGAUGCAGAAGCCAUAAAAUUCAAUCGUGUUAAAUUAUUGUUUACCACUAAUUCUUCUGAGCAGCAAGAGAAACUAAAUAGUGAGUUAAAGAAUUUUGAUGUAAAACUUACACAUCUUGGAAAUUCCAAAUAUAACUAUAGUAAGACUAUGUAUGAAAUGAAGAAUUCCCGAACAGUUUUAACAUUCAAUUAUGAUGCAAAUGAUACAAUUAAGGAAAAUCAUUUGGUAACAAGGUUGUCUGAAGGACCGUAUCUAUUAAGUCCUUAUGCAGCUUAUACUGUUCAGCUUCUACCAAUUCAGAAAGAUCGUAAAUUUGAUUCUUUAACAAAAUUUACGGAUUUUGUUAAUUUGGAACUCAUUGGUAAUGCUGAAUAUACUACAACAGCUGAUUGCGAUCCAAAAUGUGUAGAAGCUAUGCAAAAAUAUUAUUCACUUGCCACUGAUGAUUCUGCUUAUUAUAUUGUUGGAAAUGAUUGCUAUCCCCUAUUACCGGGAACGUGCAGUGGUGAUGAUAUAAACGGAUAAUUAUACCUGUUUUUCAACGUUUACUACUUUUAAAUAUUUACUAGUUUUGUGUUUUUACACGCACCUAUGUUUAGUUUGUCUAAUAUUUUACUACGGGUUUAUUAAAGAUCCAAUUUGAAAAGUUUACAGCAUGUCUGCUAACUCUUCUUGUACUAACUUCUUCUGUAAUAUGUAUAUUAAAAAAAUUUAGAAAACUUUUAUUCCACACAUAAUGUUUAAAAUAGUCUGAAGGUUGACAAGAAGUGUUGCAGAUGCUCUGUAAAUUUUUAUGAGUGAAAAAAAGUUUAUUAUUAAAUAUGUUUUUAAAGAUUGUAAUCAGCUUAACACUUAAACUUAUCAAAGUUUAACGUAAUCGUAUUGUUCAGUCUUUUUCUGUUUUGAAUAAAAUUAAGUUUGCUUCUGUAACAUUACUGUUUGAAAUAAAAUUUAUUAAUUGUGACAAUAAA
Molecule: messenger RNA, 5338 nt
Organism: Leptopilina heterotoma
Lineage: Eukaryota; Metazoa; Arthropoda; Insecta; Hymenoptera; Figitidae
Exons: 4
Coding region: 177-4034 (1285 amino acids)
Source: RefSeq, a predicted model, not a curated record